AUGACUGUGCAGAGCGAGCCCACCGCACCAUCUGCCUCUCCACACCUCUCCACCACCUCCCUCUCCGCUGAACUCCCACCUGCUUCCACCGCUCCCGCUGAUACUGCAUUCCCUCACCCCACCGAGCCAAGGCCUACUGCGGCAGCAGAUGAUCCCCCCACCAGCGUCUCAGCUUCUUUCUCCUCCUCCUUUUCCCCCUCUGUCGCCUCCUCCUUCGCCUCCUCGUCCGUGCUCUCGUCCUCAUCCCUCUCCCUCUCCGUCUCAUCCUCCUCCGCGCCGCUUGCUUCAUCCGUGCCUGGACUUGCUUCCCUGUCGGCACCUGUUCUACGUGCCACUCUGAACCUGGUGGAUCUAGCGGGCAGUGAGAGAGCAGGGCAGAUGCAGUCAGAGGGGCAGCGGCUGAGGGAGGGAGCACACAUCAACCGCAGCCUGCUCACUCUCAGCACCGUCAUUCACAAGCUCAGCCUGCGCACUCUCAGCGCAAUCAUUCACAAGCUCAGUUGCCUACCUACCUUCCUCUUCUGUCGACUCCAAUGCCUGGUCAGUGCCCUGGGGGGCAACGGCCGCACGGCCGUGCUGUGCACUGUGAGCGCUGCAGCAUGCCACGCGGAGCACACACGGAAUACGCUGGCGUUUGCUGCGCGCGCCAAGCAGGUCUCCACCACAGCCAAAGUCAACACGGUGGAGUCAGGUCAAGUGAAGGUGAUUCGGCAGCUGCAGCAGCAGGUCAAGCUGCUGGAGAGCAAACUGAAGGGCGUGGAAGAGGAGAGGCAAAAACAGCAGCAGCAACAGAAGCAGCAGACAUUGAAUGAGGAGGCAGGUGGGAGGAGGAGGAGCAGCGAGGGUGUAUCGGGAGCAGCAGCAAGGCAGCUGAUAUUGGAGUACGAGGAAGCAAUGGCUCAGUUAGAAGCAGAGAAGGAGGAGCUGUACGCGCAUCUGUCACGUGCUCUGACUCAGCGGGAUGAGGCGCGGUGCACGGUGGCAGCACAGCAGAGGGAGGUGCGGGCCAUGCGGGAGCACCUGGUGCUGCUGCAGUGGCAGCUGGAGGAGGGUACGGGGAGCGAGGAGAGCGAGGGGAGUGAAAGGGGCGAGGGGGACGAGGGGAGUGUGUUGGAGGUGGAUGGUGCAGAGGACGGUGAGUGCAAUGGGCCUACGGGAGGGAUGAUUCUGGGGAGCGAGAGCAAUGCUGCUGACACUGCCAACGCUGCCGACGACGGUGUUAACGGUGGUGGCUCUGUUUCCACUCGACGCAGCGACUAUGCGAGGCGAGCGUGGGUGCAGCAGCUGCAGCGGCUGGCGACGAUGGGCGAGAGGAUGGGGCAGCAGGAUGCGAACAAGGCGUGCAAGCGAGGUGGGUGCUGUGGCAUGUGCGAGGGGUGUGCUGUGGCAGGUGCUGUGGCCAUCCGUGUGUAUGUGGGCGAGCUGAAGGAGCGCAUUGCCAAGCUGCACUUCCAGAAACAGCUGCUGCUGUGCCAGUGCACCCAUCGCCUCCUAUCCAACAGUCCCCACCGCACCCAUCCCCUCCUGUCAAUACCGCAGGUGCUCGAGAUGGAGGCAGAGAAGGAGGGCCAGCUGCUGCUGCAGGGUGUUCCUUAUGGUUCUAAUAACACCCCUUCCGUCCAACUCCCCACCUCUACCGCAGGUGCUCGAGCUGGAGGCAGAGAAGGAGGGCCGGCUGCUGCUGCAGCAGGCGGACAGGGGCAGGAAGACAUCAUCACCAUGUGGCACGCAUGCCACGUGCCCCUGCUGCGGCGCUCCCAGGUGCUGCUGGCUGUUAUGGGGAGCUGCAUCGAGGGCGGUGCGAUGGGUAGUGUGAGGGGCAAUGCGUUGGGUGAUGGUAAUUCUGUUGUGCGUGGUGAUGCUGCUGGCAGCAGGCGCGACGGAGACAUGAGGCGUGGAGGAGAAGGGGUGCAGGCGAACAGGGAGAGGAGGGCGAGUGGGGGGAGUGGUGCAAGUGGGGGGAGUGGUGCAAGUGGGGGGAGUGGUGCGAGUGGGGGGAGUGGUGCGAGUGGGGGGAGUGGUGCGAGUGGAGUGAGCAGGGUGCAUGUGGAGGUGGAGUGGCGGCACAUGCGAUGGCUGCACGGGCAGCUGCAUCUGCCCUGCAAUGCGGGGUGGCUCAGCCGGCGGCAGCAGCAGAGUUUAGCAGCAGCAGGCUGGAUUCACACUCAGGGGCCUGGAGCUGCUUCUUCCAGUAGCAAUCAAGAGGCGCUAGAACUGCGGAUGGUGGAGGGAGGGCCGCAGGGGCAUUGGGGAGGCGCAACUGAGGCGGGAAGCAGGGGCAAGGGCAGGAGUAAAGGGGGAGUGGCGGGGUGGAGGUGGUGGGUGGGGAAGGGCGCUUCUGUAAGGCCUGACCCCGAUGCUGCGUGA
This is a messenger RNA of Closterium sp. Yama58-4, 2367 nucleotides long. Lineage: Eukaryota; Viridiplantae; Streptophyta; Zygnematophyceae; Desmidiales; Closteriaceae. The record is from the annotation of a GenBank genome assembly.